Molecule: messenger RNA, 703 nt
Organism: Otolemur garnettii (small-eared galago)
Lineage: Eukaryota; Metazoa; Chordata; Mammalia; Primates; Galagidae
Product: cytochrome b-c1 complex subunit 8
Exons: 3
Coding region: 89-337 (82 amino acids)
Biological process (GO): mitochondrial electron transport, ubiquinol to cytochrome c
Source: RefSeq, a predicted model, not a curated record
GAGCGGCUUCCGAUCCCACCGGAAGUUGCGAACGGAGGCCGGUGCUGCGGUACUGUGGAGGUCGUGGUGACCCUGGGCUGCCGCCACGAUGGGCCGCGAGUUUGGGAACCUGACGCGGAUGCGGCAUGUGAUCACCUACAGCUUGUCACCCUUCGAGCAGCGCGCUUUCCCGCACUACUUCACUAAGGGAAUCCCCAACAUGAUUCGCCGCAUUCAGGCAUCUUUCCUUCGGGUGGCGCCGCCAUUUGUAGUGUUUUAUCUUGUCUACACAUGGGGGACUGAGGAGUUCGAGAAAUCCAAGAGGAAGAAUCCAGCUGUCUAUGAAAAUGACAAGUGAGCAACUCAUGAUGAUGUUUCCCUGUUUCUGAUAUGACAGAACUGGAGUCUGCGUUGUAGUAUCUUGAAGACACAAUAAAUGUCCAGUGGGCAGCAUUGUUGUGAUUUUACAUUUUCGUGAGGAGAAUCUUCCAUUUGACUGCUAAGUUCCUGAAGCUCUGCUCCUCAGCAUGAGUCCUUGAGCAGUUUUCCCUAGUCUGAAGUUUUGGUGAAGGAGUAGAGCUCACCUGUUUGUUCCAUAAUCUACAAAAGUAACUGUAGCUACUCCUGCAGCUAGCCAUCUGUGGGUGGCAUGGGCCAUGGGGAGUGUUGGUUUGUGGCCCUCUUCUCCCAUAAUAAAGUUACUAUGUGUCAGGUAUUCUUCAAA